AGUGAUGCACAAUAAUAAUCAGAACAUGGAGUGUGCUAGAUGACCAUGGACGACGAAGCAAAUGAUGUUGUUUUAAAUUUUCACGACAGUCUGCUAUAUAAGGCUGAUGUUUGCUUACUAGACGACCAGAGAUGGCUGAAUGACAAAUUGCUGGGGUUCUGCUUUGAGUAUUUUGAACGAGAAAAGUUCAAUCACUCAGCUGACAAACUUUGCCUGAUCAACCCUGAUGUUGCACAGUGCAUCAAAAUUUUACCUAGUGAGCAGCUAGGAGAAUUCCUGGACCCCCUGAAUCUCCCCACCAAGCAGUAUGUCUUCCUCCCGGUCAACGACAAUGAGCAGUGUGAACAGACGGGUGGCUCUCACUGGAGUCUCUUGGUAUACAUAAGAAAUCGGCAGGAAUUUCGUCAUUAUGAUUCCAGUAGGGACAAUAACAAGGAGAUUGCCAGGAAACUCGCCUAUAAACUUCAGCCAUUUGUCAAUGCACCUAUGGGCCGUAUGAAAUUCCUGGAAAUGGAAGGUCCUCAGCAAAGCAACUCAUACGACUGUGGAGUGUUUGUCAUAGCAACAGCUGAACAUCUAUGUAAAGAACUUUGUGAGGGGUACAGUAUCCCCCUCAUCGAAAUGGUGACACAGAAAACAGUCACAGAAGCACGGCGGAAAAUCAAAGACCUCAUUUAUCAAACGGCAAAGGACUAUUCAGGGAGUUGAGUCCCUUUGUCAGAUUAGAUAUUAUAAAUUACCGAUUCUGGUUUUCACCAAACGAGUUGUUUUCUGGAACAGUUCUCUGCUAUAUAGGGUUGCUUCGUUAUUAUUAUAAUGUACAGAGUGAUUUUGAAUUUUGCUUUUAUCUGUAUGGCCUACAGACAUUCUAGUAGACACUGUUAUACUUUUGUGAGAGAGGGCUGUUUUGAUUGGAGAAAAAAAUCAUGUGACUUUUGUUUCUUGAUAUGUUUUUCCCAGUUUCCAUCAAUUUUUUUAUUUUAACUGUUGGAUUUAAAUCGAAACUUAUGACAUCCAAUAGGGUCUGUUGAUGAAAAUAAUGAUUUAAUGUCUUAUUCAAGCAUAAGCUAUGUUAUAUUACAAGCAUAAAUCUGCUCACAGAAAAUUGACAGAAAUUAUUGUACAUGUCAAUAGUUAGGAAUGAACGUGUAGGUUAGUGAAAGCAGAUAUACCUCAUUUUCUUACUCUUACUUUGUAGAAAGCUAAGAAGGAAAUAGAUUAUACAUUUUACUUUGUUAACUCAUUUCAUUCUGUGAUUUAUAGAAUAUUUUGAAGUCGUUUGUGUGUAUCCCAAUACAUGCUCAGAAUAGCUUAAUUAAUUAUUUUGAGUUUGCAGUUUAUGUUCUGCAGUUUGGGUUAUGCAGUUUGGGCUCUAAUUAGUUAAAAAAAAGUACUUAAAAUUCUAGAAUGAAUUUAAAUAUUUAUUUAAAUUGGAAUUACAGUACUGUUGUAUCAUGUAUAUCCAUAAAUUUUUUAUUUUGAAGGGGAAACCACUGACAAAUACUUGUAUUUGCUAAGAAUUUGUCACAUACAUGUAUUUACUAGUAAUCUGCUUGAAAACAAAUGUCCUACUGCAUGCAUGGUAAUUGAACUUGCUGAUUGUUAUGGCAAGGCUGAGGGUUUUUUAAGUCUCACCUGAGUAGUUAAGUUCAAAUUACCGGUAUCUUUCCGAUCACCGUUUGUCUAUGUCCACAGAUGCAUCUGUCUUUCCAUCCAUUUAAAACUUUUAUCUUAUUUUACUUCUUCUUUAGAAACACUAGGCCAAUUUCAACCAAACUUGGCAGAGAGCAAUGAAUGAAAUUUUUAGCUGUCUAAGUAACCAAGUAACAAGCUGUAAAGUUAUUGUAAAAAUCUGAUUUCAUUUUCUACUUGUUUUUAUAAUUAACAAAAAUUUUUGAUAGGGAUAUAAAAAUUCAAUUGUGAUCAUUUUUUUUUCUCAGUUAAACUAUGUGGCAUUUGGCCUCUUGUACAUCCUGCAUUUAAUCAUGGCGUUUUUAGCUUUCACAUGAGUUUUUCAAUAUACACUCAGUGUUUUCUCUACAGGUACCCUGUUGAAGAAGUCAGUCUAACUAUAAGAUGAGGAAAGCAGUACUGGUGUAGAUACAUGUAAUUCUAUGAUGAAUAAUUAAUAAAUAAAUGAUUUACACAAAAAACAACCACACAAACACUUUCUAUGAAGUUGUCAUUCUGUAUUUUAAUUCUUGUAUUCUGCAUGGAAAACCCUCUCUUGAUCAUUGUUAACUAAAUUGCAAAAAUCACAGCCUGUGAAAGUACGUUCACAUAUUUAAAGGAGUAUUGUUUUUCACCCAUUUGUCAGUUAGUCUCUAACCAUAUAACGAUGACCAGCUUUGAUGCUGUAAUGGGGUAGGGUAUAUAUGCAGUAUAAAAUAAUAAAUGUGGGUUAAUACAGGGGCAUUAUUAGUUUGUACCAUAAUCACAUGUUUAAUAGUUAACAAAAUAAGCAUGGAUCAAAUGACUUGUGUGGUUUGGUAUUCGAAUCCUGCCAUUUGCACGUAUAUGUAAUUGUCAAUGACAUUUAUAGGUUAUAUCAUCGGACAACACUCCUUAUCUGCAUUGUCUCAGUGACAGUCUUUCCAGUUGAAAAAUAGUACAUAUACCCGUGUAUGGUAGGAAUUAAAUUGUGAUGAACUGUGUCAGAUCCAUUUAGGGGAGGGGGAAGGGGGGGUCAACUACUCUGAC
This is a messenger RNA of Magallana angulata, 2700 nucleotides long. Its product is annotated as sentrin-specific protease 8-like. Lineage: Eukaryota; Metazoa; Mollusca; Bivalvia; Ostreida; Ostreidae. The transcript is spliced from 6 exons. Gene Ontology annotation, biological process: proteolysis. Gene Ontology annotation, molecular function: deNEDDylase activity; cysteine-type peptidase activity. The coding region runs from base 40 to 708 and encodes 222 amino acids. The record is from RefSeq and is a predicted model, not a curated record.